This is a messenger RNA of Vicia faba (fava bean), 4020 nucleotides long. The record is from the annotation of a GenBank genome assembly. NCBI's taxonomy places the organism in Eukaryota, Viridiplantae, Streptophyta, Magnoliopsida, Fabales, Fabaceae.
AUGAACCAGUAUCACAUCUACGAAGCCAUUGGUCGUGGCAGAUACUCCACGGUGUAUAAAGGCAGAAAGAAGAAGACCAUCGAGUAUUUUGCGAUUAAAAGCGUUGAUAAAUCUCAGAAAAACAAGGUUCUUCAAGAAGUUAGGAUUCUUCACACUUUGGAUCACCAAAAUGUGCUCAAGUUUUAUUCAUGGUAUGAAACUUCUGCUCACUUAUGGUUGGUUUUGGAGUAUUGUGUGGGUGGGGAUCUACUCUCCAUAUUACGGCAGGAUAUUCAGCUUCCUGAAGAAUCUGUUAAUGAGCUUGCUUGUGACCUCGUUAGAGCUCUGCAGUAUUUACAUUCAAAUGGAAUAAUUUAUUGUGAUCUGAAACCAUCAAAUAUUCUACUAGAUGAAAAUGGACGUACAAAGCUCUGUGAUUUCGGAUUGGCCAGAAAGUUAAAAGAGAUAUCGAAAGUUCCUUCUUCUUCGUUGCCUCAAGCAAAACGUGGAACACCCUCUUACAUGGCUCCGGAGCUUUUUGAAGAUGGCGGAGUUCAUUCUUAUGCUUCUGAUUUCUGGGCUCUAGACCCGACUCCACCUCUCCCUGGAAAUCCAAGUCGACCUUUUGUCAAUUUAAUUAAUUCUCUGUUGGUCAAAGAUCCAGCCGAAAGAAUACAGUGGCCCGAGCUUUGUGGUCAUGCCUUUUGGAAAACUAAAUUCUCUCUAGUGUCUCUUCCUUCUCAACCUGCAUUUGAUGAUAUGAUAGAGCUUCAUGCUAAACCAUGCUUAUCAGAACGUAAUGGAGAUAAGUCUUCUCAUAACAGAACCCCUCCUAAACAACGUGAAAAAGACAUAAAAGGAAUGCUAAAAAAGGAUGAAAAUUCUGGUUUAGGAUCAAGAGGCAUUGAGACACCAACUAGGGCAACACCAAAUAGUCACAGAACUCAGACAAAGGGUUCUGGCCGAACAAAUGAAGUCAAGCAGAAAGAUCCUUCCAAUAUUAAAAAAGGUUUGAAUCUUUUGAGACUUUCAAGAAUAGCAAAAUCAAAUUUACAAAAAGAAAAUGAGAAAGAAAACUAUCGUCGCCCUUUGCCCAAUGGCUCUGAGAAGGAUGCAGAUGUUAAAAUUGAGAACACUGACAUGGAACUUGAUUUUAAUGAGAAUAGUGAAGAGGAUACACUUGAAGAAACUGAUGGUUCUGAACACACACCUGUGCCCAAUGAGAAAAUGGAGAAUAACUUUCAGAAUCAGGGAAAAGCAGAGGACACUGAAAAUGUUAUACACCAGUUGGACACCUUAUCUGUGACUACUCCUGCCUCAAACGAUUCAAGGCCAUUCGAUCACGAGUCAACUCCUGACCGUUCUGACAUAUCUUCUAUUUCUCCAAGUGUAAGCCCUCUAGUGAAAAAAAGGCCAAAAGAAGAUUUAGGUUCUGGCCUUGACUCUGAUUCUUCAAGAUCAUCAAGCGACAAUUCCCAGGUUAUUUGGCAUCCAUCUGAUCUCUCAGUCAGACCUGUGAUGCCCAGCAGAAAAGUUGACAAAGGCUCGGAAGUCAUCCCUUCACUUCCUUUUGAGGCAUUGCAAGCACCUGAUUUUGUCAAAAUGCCUAAAGAGCAAUUAGAGGCUGUACAUAACCGAAUUAUAGCCAUCUUGAGCGGGAAUACUAGCAUUGGAGAAAAACAAAAUGUGGUUAGGUACCUCGAGAUGUUAAGCAGUAAUGCUGAUGCAGCCAAUAUCUUGACCAAUGGGCCAAUAAUGCUCAUUCUCAUAAAAUUGCUACGUCAAUCUAAGGCAUCAGCUUUACGUGUUCAACUUGCUUCACUGAUUGGUCUGUUGAUUAGACACUCUACCUUUGUUGAUGACAGUUUGGCUAAUUCUGGAAUUCUAGGUUCACUGACGGAUGGCCUUAGGGACAGACAGGAAAAAGUAAGAAGGUUUUCUAUGGCUGCUUUGGGUGAGUUGCUAUUUUAUAUAUCCACCCAAAGUGCUGACUCUAAAGAUAACACUCUGCUUGAAUCUCCAUCGAAGGACAAUAGGACCGCACAUGGCUGGCAGGUUCCAAAUUCAUUAAUCUCCCUUGUGUCAGCGAUAUUGAGAAAAGGUGAGGAUGAUAUAACUCAAUUGUAUGCAUUGAGAACAGUUGAGAAUAUUUGCAGCCAAGGAGGGGUCUGGGUGGGACGUUUCACCAGUCAAGAUGUUAUUAAUAAUCUCUGCUAUAUCUAUAGAGCGGCAGGGAAACAGGAAAGCAUGAGGCUUACUGCAGGAUCAUGUUUAGUACGCUUAGUUCGCUUUAAUCCUUCUAGCAUUCAGUCUGUUAUAGAGAAACUCUCAUUCAAGGAUCUAGCUUCUGCUCUUGUCAAAGGCAGUCCACGAGAGCAGCAAAUUAGCUUAAAUCUUCUUAACUCAGCAAUGCUUGGAAGUCAUAUGCUCACAAAUGUUGGAAGAUACCUUAUACAACUUUCAGAGGAUAAGAAUCUGAUCCCAAGUCUUCUGUCCCUUGUUGAGCAGGGUAGUGAAGUUUUAAAAGGAAAGGCACUUGUUUUUGUGGCUCUCCUCUGCAAGCACGGUAGAAGGUGGCUUCCACAGUUCUUUUGCAGCCAUAAGUUACUGUCAGUGGUGGAUAGGCUGGGAAAAGAGAAGGAUGCCUUUGUGCGGCAGUGUUUAGUUGCAUUUCUGCAUAUUGUGGCAUCUACCAUUCCAGGUUUACUGGAUAUAAUAACAGGGGAUAUCCAGCAAAUGAUGGGAGGAAGGCGCCAUGGACAUAUCUCUUCCCUUACCAGCAGAUCUGCUCCAAAAGCCAAUAUUAAUUUGUUUCCUGUUGUCCUUCAUCUUCUUGAAAGUUCUGCUUUUAAGCAUAAAGUGGCGACACUUCCAGUACUACGGCAGUUGGCGAAUCUCAUUAAACUUGCAGAGGCACCGUUUCAGGGAAGAGAUGACUUUCAAAUAACCCUUCUCCGAAUUUUAGAGUCUCUCACGGAGGAAUCUUCUGUGAUCCUUACCAAUCCUGACAUUUUCAUUCGUGAAAUCCUCCCUAGUUUAACAGUUCUCUACAAGGGUAACAAGGAUGGUGAUGCAAGAUUUUUGUGCCUUAAAAUCUUUUUUGAUGUGAUGAUUAUUCUCUUGAGUGAACCAAUUGAAGAAGAGCAAAGAUUGAACGAUCUGAAGUUUGUAUCAAAUACACAUUUUCUUCCUCUCUACCCAACCUUGAUCGAAGAUGAAGAUCCGAUUCCUAUCUUUGCACAGAAGCUUCUUGUCAUGUUAUUAGAGUUCAGUUUUAUUUCAAUUCCAGACAUUCUACACCUGAAGACAAUAUCACAAUGUUUUGAGUUCUUGCUUGGUGAUCUGUCAAAUGCAAAUGUGAAUAAUGUUAAGCUGUGUCUUGCUCUGGCUUCUGCUCCUGAAAUGGAGUCAAAGUUACUCUCCCAAUUGAAAGUUGUUAGGAGGAUUGGUAAUUUUCUUGAGUUUGUAUGUGCAAAGGGAAUGGAAGAUUUGCUGGAACCAACUCUUGGGCUGUGUAGGGCCUUUCUAGCACGUUCAGUCAGCUCUACAAAAGGCUUCAGACACACAACAGAACCAACUCUCUUAGGUGACUGUCCUCCUGAAGCGAGUGGACCGGUUGACCCCCAGCAAUGCAUAAGAGAUAUAACAGACUUUGGAAACAAUGUUGGUGUCUUCCUAGAGUUGAGCGCAUCUAGGGAAACCAGUAUUGCCGAUAUAGCUUCUGAAUGCGUGAUUUUACUGCUCAAGGCCGCUCCUAGAGAAGCCACAACUGGUCUACUAACCAAUCUCCCCAAGGUCACCGUGAUCCUAGAAUCCUGGAGUAAAGGCAUCCCUCAUUUAACGGUUCAGAGAAUGCUUCAUGCUUUAGGUUAUGCUUGCAAGCAGUACUUAUUGCACGCAAUGAUAUUAUCAAUAUCAAUACCAGAGAUUUCAAGAAUUGAAGGAAUAGUUUCUGAACUCAAGAGUUCAAGUGUCCCUGCUUUAGCCAAAACUGCUGGAUUGGCAGCCUUGGAGUUGCAGCGGCUACCUCGCUGCAUUUGA